UGGCAGCUGAGCAGAAAGAAUGAAAUUAUCUCAAUACCCUUGUCAAGAAAAUCUCAAUGAGAUCGUAAAGAGUGGAACACGACUGAAACUGCUGAACAAUUUAGGGAUAAGGAGUGGGAGAGUGGGAGAGGUGACAUCGAGAGGCUCCAAUUAGUUUGCAAAAAUCAGUGGCACCCAUAUACCUUCCUAGUUGGGAAAAGCAAAGAUACAUUAUUUGUCCUAAAAGUUAGUAGUGGUGUCCGAUAUAUACUGCCUGCCUAUCUGACCUACAACUCAAAUCAGGCCCACAAACAUUUAAGGAGCGUGGAGAGUGCCUAUUAAAUUAAAUGCAAUCUUUAAACACAAAUCAUAAACACAAAAUCAUAAAACACAAACGCAAGUGUUUUUUUCAAGGAAACUUCAAAGUUGAAGUUGUUUGUUUUCCUCCUGAUCUAACAAUAGUAAAUUCCAAGGGAGUGAAAAAACCAAAACCGCUUAACUAGGUGAUAGAGGCCUGCGGGGCGGGAAGGACUGCUGCUUUCCCCCCAGGUGGGUCCCACUCCCCGAGGUAACAAACAGGCCUCUUGGCACCUCUCCUACAGAGGAAGCCAAGCUGCAAAGCCUGCGGAGCUGGGUUUUUCCCUCCAACCCUUUCCCUCGAUAGUUGCAGCCCCCAAGCCGGCUGGGUUUGGAUUCAGUCCUGGCCGCUCACCCCAUGGAACACACAUGAACCCGAACCCCUGGGGGCUCGAGCCCUUCCAGGCCCCCGGCGCAGGCUGGGGAGGUGGGGCAGGCUAGGCCGGGGGGAAAGGCUGCGCUCUGCGAGCAUCGGCGGCCGCCCCUCCCGGGCUCCCGCGUGGCUCCCGGAGAAGGGGGGAACUGGAAGAGCAAGGGCGAGGAGACCACUUCUAGGGAAGAUGAACGCAGCCAGAGGAAGCGGCCAUGCGGGCUGCCUGGCUUCCGGACCACGCUGCUUCCCCGCCCGUGGGCCAGCCGCUGCCGGUGCGGAUUCUUACUCCCAGAGGAAAAGCAUAGAAAAUGCAAAAUAACGAAAUUAUAAAACCUGCCAAAUACUUUUCUGAAUUGGAAAAGAGUAUUUUGCUUGCAUUAGUGGAAAAGUAUAAAUAUGUGCUUGAAUGUAAGAAAAGUGAUGCAAGGACAAUUGCCCUUAAGAAGCGAACCUGGCAAGCCCUCGCCCACGAGUACAAUUCUCAACCAAGUGUCUCACUGCGGGAUUUCAAACAAUUGAAGAAGUGCUGGGAAAACAUCAAGGCACGGACCAAAAAGAUAAUGGCACAUGAAAGGAGAGAGAAGGUAAAACGGAGCGUUAGUCCACUUCUAAGCACACAGGUAAUAGGAAAAGAGAAGAUUGCCAGCAUGCUACCUGAGCAAAUUUACUUUUUACAGAGUCCUCCAGAGGAGUCAGAAUACCACGCUGACACAGCAAACCAAGAACCUUUUCCUGUUUCAAAUCGAGAACUAUGUGAGGAAGAGAAGGAAAUAAUUCACUUUCCAGUUUGUGAAGGGACCUCUCAACCUGAACCUUCAUGUUCAGCGGUCAGAAUAACCACCAAUAAAAACUACAGGAGCAGAGCCUCUCAGGAAAGUGCUUUAAAAAAGAUGCAUGAAGAAGAACACCAUCAGCAAAUGUCCAUUUUGCAACUGCAAUUGAUUCAGAUGAAUGAAGUACAUGUGGCCAAAAUUCAGCAAAUUGAAAGAGAAUGUGAAAUGGCAGAAGAGGAACACAGGAUAAAAAUGGAAGUUCUCAACAAAAAGAAGAUGUAUUGGGAAAGAAAACUGCAAACUUUUACCAAGGAGUGGCCCGUGUCAUCAUUUAACAGGCCCUUUCCCAAUUCACCAUAGAGGAUGGGGAAUGAACACACAUGUAAAUUCACAUUUAACUAAGGUGUUUGGAAGAAAGAGUGUGUAAGAUAAAUCUGUGAAUUUAUGACUUGUCAAAGUUGGAAUGAAACCAGUUAAAUGUCUGAAUCAAAUGGAAAGUAGUAAUUUUUCUGACAUUACAUUCAGGUAACACACACAACUUGCUCCAUUUCUGACUCCUUUAUCUAUAAUCACCUUUACUAAGGACGAGAAAAGAAGCAAUUUUAGUUUUUGAACAUUGUAGCUAUAAAUGUGAUCAUUCUGAACAUGAUGUCUUUAAUUAGGAUUCAUACAAGAACUCUGUGGGUUUGUUUUUUGGUUGUUGUUUUUUAAUCAAAUACAAGGUAUUUACAAUGUGACCAUUUAUUAUUAUCAUUUGGAUUUUUUUUUUUUUUUGCAAACAUUCAAGAAUUUGUACAUGCAAAUGAAGGUUGUUCAAUAAAAAGGGAUCCUCUUGGAGGGGUUAAAUACUUGGUUCAGUGAUCCUACCAUUGCUCUGAGAACAUCUGAAACUCUUCUUAAAGAAUCAGCACAGUUGUGACAUGGUCUUUUUAAAAAAUCUCUUCCAUUUUCAUCCAUUGAAGGUAAAUUUAAUUUUUUAUAACUAUCAGAAAUCAUCUGAAAAUCAGUCUAAUGCUUGGGAAAGAAUAGAACAUAAACAAAGUAUGUAACAAGGAUCUUGGUCAAGAAGUGCAAAUGAUAGAACAAACUUGAGAAUCUACAGAGUAAUGUGGCAAUGGGGACAAAGUAGGCCAGGUAGACAGUGCAAUGAGAUGGAACGUGUGCUAGCUCUGGAAUCAGAGCACUUGGGUUCAAAUCUGGCUUCUGACAUUUAAUACUACAGUUGGAGUGUGAUCACUUGUCCUUCUUAGGCCUCAGUUUCCCCAACUAUAAAAUAAAGUUAUAUUCAGUGACCGCAGAUCCUUUUUGGUAUAAGUCGAGGAACUGAAAUCAGAGCUCUUCUGAUCAUGUGGGUCAGGGAUAUGAAACAGCAAUUAACACAAUAUAAAGAGACCAAGUGUCUAAUGGAGAGAGGCAGGAUUUUGUGAGCAUAAUAAAAUGGACAGUAUAUGAGGCAAAUUUUGAAUAAUGGGAAGUUUUUUGAGAGGGAGGAAUGAAAAGAGAGAUAACUAUAAAGUCAUGAGAAUAUACCAUUAUAACAUUGAGAGAAAAAGAAAGAAAAAGUCUUGAUAGAGAGAGAGAAAGUGAGUUUUGGUAGAAAGAAAGAGUUAGGAGAGACCUGUAAAGUCGUAAGACGAUAUGACUAUAAUGUUGAGAGUUUUGGUAGAGAAAGAGAAAGGGAGAGAAAGAAAGGACUAAAAAGUCAAAAAAAAAUGACUAAUAGAGAAAGAAAGGAGAGGGAGGGGGAAAGAGAUGGAGGGAGAGAGAUAAAGGGAGAGAGAGACAGAGAGAGAGAGGUAGAGAGGGGAAAAGAGAGAUGAAGGGAGAAGGAGGAGGAAGAGAGAGACAGAGAUAUAGAGACAGAGAAGUAGGGAGGGGAAAAAGAUGGAAGGAGGGAGGGAGACAGAGACAGAGAUAGAGAUGGAGGAGGGAAAAAGAGAGAGAGGUGACUAUAAAGUUAUAUGAUUGAUUGUCUUGGAAGGAUAUUCCCAAAGAGAAGCCUGAAUUCCAAGCUGUUCUGAAUAGUGCUAACUCACAUCAUUGAAUAAUCAAGUAUAUGGCCCCAAAGGUGACUGAGGAAGGAAGCGUUCACUUGGAUGUGUACAUCUGAGCACAUUUGUUUCAUUUUCUUAUUAUUUUAUAAUCAUACCUUGUAUGUUCUAAGAAGGUACUGCCUUCCUGGCAGUGUUCCCAAGGGCUCCCACCUUUUCUCUGAAUUUUCUGCCUAUUUCUAUAUUGAUUUCCUUUCAUUUGGGCUUCUAGUCACAGCCAAGGCUAUUCCCAGUCAUGCCAAAGGUGCUAGUUUAGAAAUGUGGUAACAUGAUGCAUUUAGACAGUCGUGAGCUGCUUGGUUGCUUUUCCAUCACCAAUCUAGAUCACCAACAUGGACUGAUUGAACAGAAACUUUGAGAAGUGCUUUUUGAGCAUAAAAUGACAAUUUGGAGAAGAAAAAGCUAAGAUAAACAGUUGAUAAACACUCUAAGAGACAGCAAAAAUUCAGUCAUUGGAAUGCCAACGAGAAGAUUUGAGUUUCUCCUCUCCUUACUUACUAGCCGUAUUCCACUUCACACUAGAGACUCAAUUUCCUCAUCUAUAGAAUGAGGGGGUUGGACUUGAUGACCUCGUAAGGUUUCUCCUAUCUUCAAAACGACAACCCCUCUGAACCUCAGUUUCCUCAUCUGUAAAAUGGGGGUUAUAAUGGUUGUACUAUCUACCUCACAGGGUGGUUGUGAGGAAGAGUGCUUUGUAAACUGUGAAGCACUGUGUAAAUGUGAGCUAUUAUUAGAAAUUCUUAGGUAGUUCUUUAGUUUCCCAAGGCAAAAUUUCCUAAGGUCACAUGUGAUGAGAUCACGAAGAAUAGCAGGAUAAUGAGUAGAAUGCAAUUUAUAUGAGAAGAGUGCUGUACUUGGGGUUAGGAAACCUGGCUUUGAGUCCUCUUCGGAUGCUCACUGCCUGUGUGAUCCUGGGAAAGCCACGUAAUCUUUAUGAGCCUCUAUUUCCUCAUCUAUAACAUGAAGGUAACAAUACCUAUAUCACCUACCUCACAGGGUUGUUGUGGGGAAAGAACUUGGCAAACCUUAAAAAAUAUAAAUGUAAAUUAUUAUUAUACUUA
Messenger RNA from Antechinus flavipes (yellow-footed antechinus), 4594 nucleotides. It is a transcript of the gene MSANTD3, whose product is annotated as Myb/SANT DNA binding domain containing 3. The record is from RefSeq and is a predicted model, not a curated record. Bases 1018 to 1842 code for a protein of 274 amino acids. The transcript has 3 exons. Lineage: Eukaryota; Metazoa; Chordata; Mammalia; Dasyuromorphia; Dasyuridae.